UGUAAAAUAAAUAAAUCAAUCCUGUAAUUUGAAAACACACGAAGAGAAAUCCUAAUCACUAUAAAUAUACUACUACAUUCUAAUCUUUGUAAUUGUAAUCAAACUUUCUUUGGGUAUUCAGAAAACGCUCUUCGUUUUCCUUUUUUUUUUUUUAAUUCUUAAAACAAAUCGAUUUUAUUUUAUUUUUAUUCUUUAAUUAGAAUACAAAUUAUUUUGUUUAUUAGAAUUGAAUUUGAUGGAUAAUAAGAUCAAAGUGGAAGAAGAUGUUGAUAAACCAGAUUGGAGAUUAACGUUUUCGAGUGAAUCUAGACAAAAAAUUGUUGCAAAGGUAGAGGCAUCUUUAUGGAAGUGUAUUUCCAAUCCAUCUCCGGAUAAAUUUCAAGAGAUCAAGGAUGCCGCUGCAAAAUUUGAGGACAAGAUGUUCAGUAUUGCAAGCAGCACGGAAGAUUAUGACCGUAGAAUAACGACAAAGAUGCUCAAAGUGAACAAGACCACCCCGACUGGAGAAGCUAGUUCUUUACCAUCAAACUCAUCUUGCAGUAGCCAAAUUACUGAUUUGGCUUCUCACAGCGUGCAAUCUCAAGUAAGAAACCAGUCAAAGUCGUCACCAGUUCCCAUGGCUAAUCAAUCUCAACCCACACAACAGAGGCUGUUAUUAAAUAAUAUGGAAAAUUCCAUGUCUUCUCCAGGAAUCCAGAAUUCUGGGAAUUUGGUGUCUCUUCCUUUAGUAACAUGUCUAACUGAUAACCCAGUGGCUAAUAGUCUAGGGCAAAGCUGUGAGAUGCAGAUCACUCCAGGAAUGUCACAAACACAAAAUACAUUUUCAAGUUCACAGAGACAGGUUCAUGAAAGGCAACAUUUGCAACAGGUUGUUGCCCAACAGCAUCUGCAGUCCCAAAAUCAAAAUCAGUUUGUAUUUCAGCAGCAGUUUCAACAUCCGGGUAUGAUGAAACAUAGAGGAAAUAUUCAAACUCAUUCAAUGCACCCACACGAUCCACAACAGCAGCAGCAUAAUCUAAUGCAGCCAAUUCAGACGUCAUCAAGUCAACAGCAAACACAAUCUCCAAUGGUACAAUCGGCUACACAAACUGGGGUCGUACAAAACCAACAAUCUUCUGCUCUUCAGCAACAUUCACAGUCAGUUCAAUGGCAACAGCAAUUGCAACGUUCUUUACACGAACAACAAGCUUCAAUGGCUCAACCAAUCAUGGUCUCAUCUCAGCAGAAACAACAGCUAAUUGGGAAACAAACUGAUGAAAGGAACUUUCAACAUAAUCAGCCUUUUGGGCAGCCAAACAGUACAAUGGAACUGCAGAAACAACAACGACAGAAGUGGCUUGGACAGCAAACUAAUUCUUCAAGUAUGCAACAUCAACAGCAGGUAAUGUCUCAGCAAAACGACAUCUCAAGGUUUCAUCAGCAGACGUUGGGGCUGCAGGGAAAUGUAUCUGGACUAAAGCAGCAGCAGCAAUUUGGAAACCAAUCCGGUGUCUCAAAUAUGCAGACCCAUCAGCAGUCGAUGCACAGCUUGCAUCAGGCUAAAUCUGCAACACAUCAGCAAUCACAACAAACAUCUUCGAUGUUGUUAUCGUCGCCAGGGAAGCAAGCACAAUCUUCGAGACAGCAACUAAUGGUUCAGAGUCAACAACAAAAACAAAUGCAACAACAACUGGCAUUGGAAAACAAGUCAAACUCAUUUCAAAGAGGAGCGCUUCAACAUCAGAAUUCUACUGAAUGGCAAAGGCAAUUACUUCAAUUACAACAAGGUAGUCCUGAGCCCUCAUCAACAUCAACAGAUACAAUGGGUUUAAGAGGAUAUUCAAGCGUCAGUGGUGAUGUGCAAGAUGAAGUCCUUAACAAGGUUAAAUUCAUGAUGGAAACAUACCUUCCUCAGUUGAAUGAAAUAAUUCACCGGAUCAAUAUUAAACUUCAGCAGGCGAAGCCUGAAGAGAUUGAUAUUCUCAAAGGUACAAAGAGUAGGGGAGAAAUGUCAACAUUUCUUGCGGAUUGCCACUAUUGGUUCUCGUCAAUUGUCUCUGGAAAAGCUGAUUCCUUACGAGAAACAGAUUCUUACUUUUAUCAGUAUGCCAAACAUUAG
This is a messenger RNA of Papaver somniferum (opium poppy), 2098 nucleotides long. RefSeq names its product mediator of RNA polymerase II transcription subunit 15a-like. The transcript has 8 exons. Gene Ontology annotation, biological process: regulation of DNA-templated transcription. The coding region runs from base 236 to 2098 and encodes 620 amino acids. NCBI's taxonomy places the organism in Eukaryota, Viridiplantae, Streptophyta, Magnoliopsida, Ranunculales, Papaveraceae. Gene Ontology annotation, molecular function: chromatin DNA binding; transcription coactivator activity. The record is from RefSeq and is a predicted model, not a curated record.